GAAUGGCAAAAGCUUCACGCUUUGUAAAAAUGGCGGACAGGCGUCAGCCCCCACGAAAUGUGCAAUCUUUGGAGAAUGAAGACAGUAGCAGCAGCAGUUCGGAAGGACAGAGUGACAGUGGUUCGAAUUCCAAUUCGCUUAAUGCGUUCGUUAAUGACGGAGGUUUUCUCGAAAGGUUCAAACAAAUGCAGGAAGCUUGCAAGCAGCAAGCCGCUUCACAGGAGGCUCAGUUCGCUGUUCCGCAGUCCGACAGUGCCGCUACAGUUUCGGUGGAAAAUGAGAAAACCGAGCCCACCGAACCGGACGCGUCUGCUCUUGCGGCCAAGAAACGGACGCUCCCAUUCGUGGGUAAAAGAAGGGGUGGAAAAGUUCUAAAGACGGGCAUUGUCCACAAGCCGAAGGUUGAAGAUGAGGAGGAGCUUCCCAAGGAUGCCUGGUCACGGUACUUGGCCGAAGUACGCAAAUACCGAGAGCGCUCGUGUGAUGAUGAAGAGAAGACCCGGCCACUUGUCAAGUGAUGCACACUUCAGCAACAAGUGACAGAGCGAGACAUUACAGCACCUUUGGAACCACUCGCCCACAGACAUUCUUCCUAAUGGCUGCUUGCUGUUUGGUUGAGGGAUGUAUGUAUGAAGUAAAGUUAACCGGUCUGCUAAGUAGCAUCUUGCCAUCAGCGAUGUCUCGCAAUAUAAAAGUGAAAAAAAAAAAAGCUAUGGCGGGCAGUGCACCACGGCACUUAUUUAUACUGUACAUAUUUUGCAGUAAUAAAUUUUGUUAACAGGUGAGCAAUGUUGUUACAGUGUAAGAUCGAGAUGCUUGCUUGUAUAGAAGUUAAGAUUCUGGCUAUGUUUUUAAUGUGGCAUGCCUAACUAAUAACACUGGGCUGAAGGCAGCAAUACAAAUUAUGUGGCCAAUAAGCAACUGUAGUACGACGACAUUUAAUUUCAAGGGAGCUGUUCGUAGAUCAUGGGCAAAAGUUGUGCGCUCACUGCAUGUGCAGCAAGCAGAUGGCCUCCCAUCGAGUUGUGAGAUAUGAGGAACUAGCCUCGGUAAACUUUUUCCAAUUUUGGUUCUAGGGGGAGAUAGUGUAUGCAUGUUGCUUUACAAAGGAGCCCUGCCACUGGCAGUGUUGCAUUACUAGGGGAACUAGGCUUUUGGUAUGUUACAAACAUGAUUGCAUUAAACAUUUAUUCCUGGGCAUCCUAUAGGUUGCUGGGGCAUAGAAAGCAGUGUUGUGGUUCCCUUCAGUUGCAAUUUUCGGAACUAGGGGAACUAGGCUUUUGGUAUGUUACAAACAUGAUUGCAUUAAACAUUUAUUCCUGGGCAUCCUAUAGGUUGCUGGGGCAUAGAAAACAGUGUUGUGGUUCCCUUCAGUUGCAAUUUUCGGAACUUUUUUCAAUUCUUUUUUUUUUUUUCAGUAACGUAGUGGUCAUGUCGCUGUGGAACUAACCACAAAAAAUUUCAUGCCACCCCACCUUCAUUUUUUUCCCUGCAAUUCUCGCAGGAUUUGGUUGUUGAAAUCAUGUUUGUUGACAAUACAAUACUUGGACAAUACUUUUAACUUAAUUGUCGAUGACACUUUGUUUUCUAUAACUUUCUUGUAUAGUCCUGUUAUGCUUCGUUUUUACAAUAAAUGGUUGAAAGCUGGAUAAACGCUCAAAAUAUUGUUUACAAUGCUUUUCAUUAGGUAUUUUGCACUGUAAGAAAAUUGGCCUGUUUUGGUUAGAAUUAGGAUAGUACUGUGGUGCAGAAAGGGCAUGUGCAUAGUAAAAACUUAAUGUUCCAGGACUUGCCUUAAUUUCUUCAAAGCCAUGCUAAUGUAAAUCUUCUGUUUUGUACAGUUGUGUGUAUCCAUCUUGUGCAACCUCUUUGUACUGCCUGUGUCACCACUGAGCACCUGAAGUAAUUAAUGCACUCGGUUCCUUUUUUUUUUCUUUUUUCCUUUCUUGCUGUUCAGGUUGGCAAAACUGUAUUGCUGCACUGACUUUGUUAAAUAUUUACAGCUAAGCUAACUAGAUUUCUGGACCAGCUAUGUGGUACAAAAGUAUUCGUGGGGAAAAGAGCUAACGCAGUUUUACAUAGAGGUUUUCUGUGCAACAAGUUCUUUGUUUACCGUCAGAACUUCCUAUCAUUUUGUCUUGAUGCACAAUAUUGCUUGGUGCUUCAGACAAUUGAAUUGUGACAUGGAGAACAUAUGAAAAGAGCUGUUUGUAGUUGUCCAUGCACAUAUUUUUUUACCCCCAUUAUGACAAGAGAGCACUGUUUGGGUAUUGAGUUGAUACUACACUAGGAGCUGGUGAAGCAAGUGAUAUUUAACAGACUGGCAUUUGAGCAUUGUUCACAGAUGUCAUUUGCUACUCGUGCUGGUGAUUUAAUGGGACAAUGCUCAGUUCUCUCUUUUUCUUGUUAAACUGCAGACUUUUUGGGCACUGAUGACAAGUUUUUUCAGCACCAAGGCUGCUAAACUUGGCAACAACAGAACAUGUAGCCCGACAAAACAAGGUCAUAAGGAUCACACGGGGAAAAACCUGACAUGGCCUCUCAGAAGUAGAAAGUUGGUCAGUUUAGUUUAAGUCCCUUCAGUAACAAUGGCAACAUUACAAUGGGUGUGCCAUGUUUCUAUCUCAAAAUCACAAGCAUAAACUGAUCACAUUUUAAAUUUGCAGACACUUUUUAGCAGACUUGCUUUGCAAAAUCAUAUUACAAGCAAUGCGUGAUAGAUAAAAGCAUGAAAAAAUGAAUGUUUUUGGCUGUACCAGUAGGUAUGAUGUAGAGCACCGCCUUCUUUUGCAGUUUUUGCCAGUGCUGCAUUAUGUUGAACUAAAUUAAUGGUUAUAGUGAGCGUGGAACAGUCAAUUUUAUUCCCUUAGCUAACACAUUUUACACCGAGAUAAAGUGACCACAUUUGUCAAAACAGUAGGUCAUUUGUAAACUCUUGCUCUUUUUCAGUAGUGCCUGCUUUUAAUGACACUGACACAAGAAAUGUGUGAAAGUUUGUUUUGAUGGAAAAAAUUGGCGCCGAAACUGACCAGCUAUUAAGAAAGCAGUAAUCAUAAACGAACCUGUGGAUAGUCACUUGUUUUUAAAAAAGAAGCACGAUAAAACAGAGCACAAGAACAAGAAGAUCACAUGGCCUCUUGCCUUGUCUCCAAAUUUUGUUUGAUACAUUCAUUUUUUUGAAGUUCAAGUGAGUCAAGUUCGGGACACUUAUACCAUUUGGCAUGGUGGAUAGCACGUAAACGUUACAUGUAUCAACAUUUACUGAGAAUUUAAAAUUGAAUUCCUUUAAAAAGUGGCAGAAGUAAAAAAUUUUCUGUUUCUGAUGUGGUGAAUGCAACUGUUGGAAAAUUGUACAUGCCAUGUGUGCAUAUGGUGUACAGAUGAGUGCUGUCUCCGUAGAGUCCUUGUUAUCACUCCACAUGCAUGUCUGUGAAUGCAUACCCACAGUUUGAAUGUACAGGUUCCAAUAAAAGUUCUACUUAUGAAAUGCAGA
This is a messenger RNA of Dermacentor albipictus, 3493 nucleotides long. Its product is annotated as telomerase RNA component interacting RNase-like. Gene Ontology annotation, molecular function: 5'-3' exonuclease activity; 3'-5' exonuclease activity. NCBI's taxonomy places the organism in Eukaryota, Metazoa, Arthropoda, Arachnida, Ixodida, Ixodidae. The record is from RefSeq and is a predicted model, not a curated record.